This is a messenger RNA of Paramecium primaurelia, 1262 nucleotides long. The record is from the annotation of a GenBank genome assembly. NCBI's taxonomy places the organism in Eukaryota, Ciliophora, Oligohymenophorea, Peniculida, Parameciidae.
AAUUAAUGUAUUACACUCCAUCUAGACCUGCUGACAAUGACAAAUACCCUUCACGUCAUGAUAAGCCUCCAGGUUAAAAUCCUCAAUAUCUUUAAAAACUACCUGAAGAUCCUCGUAGAGUUGAUGAUUAUUAAGGUCGUCCUCAAGAACGUCCACUCCCUCAACGAAAACCUUUAUAUUAGGAACAAGGACCAGAAAGAGGCCCACUACCUCCAAGACACUUGGAUCGUCCAUUAGAUCGACCACAACCUCCAUAUGGCAAUAUGCCAAGAGGAUUUGAACGACCUCCUCCUGGUAUCAAUCCUCAAUUUCCCCCUCCACCUCCUGAAAGAUUCAAUCAUCCUCCAUAUGAUCAAGGCUACCCUGAUGAUCGCUAUUAUAGACCAAUUUCUGCUCCUUAUGGUAGUCCUUAUGGUCCUAGAUAAUAACCAUAUGGGGAACCAUCUCCUUAAGAUUUGAGAGGACCUGCAAGAGCAUAUGACCCAAGAAGAGUUGGACCACCUCAAGAUUUUAGAGGUCCUCCACCUGAAUAUCGAGGAUAACCUCCCCCUGAUUUUCGUGAUGUUCCUCCUGAAUUUAGAGGAAUGCAUCCUCCAGAAUAUAGGAGAAUGCCACCUCCCAGUUAUUAAGGUGCUGAGUACAAAAGAAGAAUGCAAGAGCCAAUGGGUUAUCGUGAUGAUUAUAACAGAGAUAUACCUUCGAGAGGUGGACCUCCCCCUGGACCACCUAUAGAUUUCAGAGGAGGACCUCCUCCUGAUCACAGAGGACCACCAUUAGAAUAUAGAGGUGGGCCUCCCCCUGAUAAUAGAGGUGGGCCACAUUAAGAAUUUAGAGGUUUACCUCCUCCAGAUUUCAGAGGCGGACCACCUCCUGAUUUCAGAAAACCUCCCCCUCCUCCUGAUUAUAGAGGAAUUCCCCCUCCUGAAUAUAGAGGAAUGCCUCCUGCUAAUUAUAGAGGACCUCCUCCUGAAUAUGGAAGAGGUAUGGAUCCAAGAGGAAUGCCACCGUAAGAGUUCAGAGGAUAACCACCUCCAGGUGAGUAUAGAAGAUAAGGUGGAUAUCCUUAAAGAGGAGGGCCUUCAAAUGAAUUUUAUAGAGGAGAAUAUCCUCCUUAGUAUCCAAGAGGAGGAGAUUAAUUAUAACGAGGAGGGCCUGGCGGAAGGGAUUUUGAACCUAGACGACCUUUAUCACCUUAGGCAUAAAGAAGAGAUCAUGGAUACAAUUAGUUUAGUUCACCAUAAUAAAGAAUUAAGCAAGCUUGA